AUGGCGGCCACUGCAGAUGCCAGCAAAGGUCCGCUGGACAGAAUUUUCGAAUCGCUCGGUGUGUGGGGAAGAUGGCAAAGUAUCCAAAUUGGUUUGAUUCUGUCACUGCAAUCCGUGGCUGCCUACCAGCUCCUGUCCAUUGUUUUCAUCGGUUACCAACCACCAUUCAGGUGCCAACUUGGGAGUAAUACAACCUUACAAUACAAUGCAGACAACUUCACCUCAUCCUGCAAUGCUGUGAUCUCGGGCUUUAACGGGUCAUACGAGAUUAGAGAAUGUCGAAACGGUUAUGAGUUUGAAGCUCCGAAGCAAUCUUCAAUUGUAGCAGAGUGGGAGCUUGUGUGUGACGAGAAGUACCUGUCCAGUCUCACCCAGACGGUGCUCAUUGGGGGCCAGGCCUUUGGGGCGACAUUCUUGUCUGUCUUAUCGGACAAGUUUGGCCGGAAGAGGAUAUUUCUAUUGGUGCAGUGGUCAAUGUUGGUGGUUUCCACUAUUACCAUCUUUGCACCUGACAUCAUUGUCUUCACAAUUUUACGCUUCCUGACAGGCGCAUUGCAGCAGGGUCUCAUCAUGAUGGGUACGGUGCUUCCCCUGGAAAUCACCAGCAUAGAGUACCGUUCCUUCAUCGUGCUGAUCACUGGCGUGAUCUGGGGAUUGUUUAAUGGAUCGCUAGCUUUACUGGGCUACGCUUUCCAGGACCUCAGCUGGCGCUAUCUACAGAUAGUCUUCACUGGAGUGUCACUUAUACUUCUGCUGCCUAAUAUGUUUUAUCUUGACGAAUCUAUGCGAUGGCUUGUGGCUAACGGAAGGGGGCGAGAAGCACAAAGCAUUUUAAAAAAGGCCGCUAAAAUCAACAAAGUGCGUAUGAGCGCUGACGAUGAUCUAACCGUGUACUUUGACAACUGGCCAAACGCAACUUCUAUAAAUGCCGAGGACGAUACACAGACUUUAUCCGAGGAGAUGGAAACUGGAGACUCUUUGACCACAGCUGUGUCGUUCAAGAAGCCAGUUUCCAAAUACGGCUGCUGUGAUAUCCUGACCAAUCGCCACCUCAGAAAGUUUAUGUCUGCCAUGUUUUUUAUUUGGAUUGUCAGCAGCUUUGGUUAUUUCGGGUUGAGUCUGGCUUCCGACCAACUAGCCGGCGACAGAUUCGUGAACUACUUCCUGCUGGCCGUGGCAGAUACUCCAGCAGCCAUAUUUUCUUUCUUCACUAUGAAAUGGUUUGGGAGACGUCCGACUUGUUUCAUAUUUAUCGGCUUGACAGUCCUCUGCAUGGCAGGAACAGUCUGCUCAACAGAGUUUGUCAAAGGAGCUAUCGCAUCAAAAGUGAAUACAGCAAUGGUCAUCAUUGGGAAAUUCGGGAUCUCAGCCACUUUUGGGAUCUUGUUUAUCUACACGUCGGAACUUUUCCCAACUACUAUCAGGGGUUUGGGGUGUGGUCUAGCCUCGUCGGCAUCGAGAAUUGGUGGCAUGGUAUCUCCGUUUUUUACCUUAUGGAUCACUUACUACCCCCUGCUGUUACCUAUCGUGUUGGGAGUAAGCUGCUGCGUCGCCUGUGUACUUGUUGUGUUCUUACCAGAGACGAGAGACAAGGAACUCCCACAAUCGUUACAAGAUAUAGAAAAGUGGUUCUCAAAAAAAUCGCUAGCCGACAAGAUGGACAAGACAAAAGGGGGAUCAGAGUCCACCAGAGGAACUGUUGGCAGGUGGGCGCUCCUGACGCCCGCAAUCAUGGCUUACGGCCUAAGUUUAGGUAAGCAAAUUGACCAGAUCUACAGGGACCUGGGUGUGUGGGGGAAGUGGCAGAUCGGACAAGUGGCCCUCUUACUCGGACUGCAGAUCCCUGCGGCGUUUCAGUUACUGUCUAUCGUCUUCAUAGGUUACCAGCCUGUUUUCCGUUGUGUGGAGCCCAAGACAACCAAAUCUCUGACGACUGUAGCCCCUACCAAACUCCCGUAUGGAACUAAGUGCUACAUAAGCGAUAACACAACUGUCUCCGCCUGUCCCCAUGAUGUGGAGUAUAACAAACACCCAGGCCUGGACACUAUUGUUACAGAGUGGGACUUGGUAUGUGGCAGAAGUUAUGAAGUUCAACUCUCCCAGACCAUCUUGAUCAUCGGUCAGGCAAUCGGUGCCGUGCUUUUUACGUUGUUGGCUGACCGAUACGGAAGGAUCCGAGUCUGCGUACUAUGUCAGCUUGGACUGAUGGCCGUGGGUAUCGGGACAGCGUUUGCUCCAAGCAUACAGGUCUUCACUGCGCUGAGGUUCCCCCUGGGAGCUUUUCAGCAGAGUUUAGUAAUGACGUCCACGGUGUUACCAAUGGAAAUCAUCCCUAUGGAUCAGAGGACUUUGGUCCACCUUAUAUUCGGACUGAACUGGGCGGUCAGUCAGUGUAUACUAGUAGGGUUUAGUUACGCCUUCAAAGAGGAAAGUUGGCGUGACCUUCAGCUGGCCUUAUGUUCAGCCUCCUUAUUCGUGGCUGUUCUGCAUUAUGUAUUUGUGGACGAAUCUCUAAGAUGGCUAUUGGCGAACGAAAGGGUUACAGAAGUUAAAAAGAUCGUGAAACAAGCUUCAAGGCUGAAUAACAUCAAGCCCCCGGAGAAGGAGAUCGACGAUGUAGCGUCGUUGUCCGGGUCUGUUAUCACACGCAUUAGUCUUCAUUCCUCCAUUCCCAGCAUUAGUGGAGAUGCUGGAAGAUCCUAUUCAAACUUCCAGAUCUCGGAGGGGACAUCACAAACCGAUGUAGCUCAGUUAAAGUACAGCAUUCUGGACGUACUCCGGAAUAGCCAACUUCGCUGUACGACGCUGGUUCUCGGAUUUGCGUGGAUUGUAAACGCACUAGUUUAUUUCGGCCUCAGUCUGACGUCCGCACAGUUGGGUGGUGACAGAUUUCUGAAUUUCUUUUUGAUGGUGUUAGUCGAAUUUCCUGCAGCCAUCAUUACGUAUUUCACUAUGAAACGACCAGGGAGGCGGAUGACCUGUAUAAUAUUCCACGCCAUGGCCGGUCUUGCCAUGAUCAUCACAGCGUCUCUAAACGCCACACAAGACAAAUCUUUGUCAUCAUACGUGAAAGCUUUUUCCAUCAUCGGCAAGUUUGCUAUUUCCAGCUCGUGGGUCUGUCUGUUUAACUAUACCACAGAAUUGUACCCCACAAAUGCAAGGAGUAUCGGCCUCGGCCUGGCCUCGUCCGCUUCCAGGAUCGGGGGUAUGGUAGCACCGUUUACAAAUCUUGUGUCGGACGAACUUCGCUGGUUGCCAGGCUCGAUUUUUGGCGUGAGCAGUCUUAUUGUGUGUGGCCUGAUGACCUUCGUACCGGAAACACGUGACAAGGAGCUCCCUCAGAAAAUGGAAGACAUCGAUUACUGGGAUGACGAUACCACAUGUUGCUGUAUACAACCUACGUCAUCUUCAUGCUAACCCUCCCUAGCAUACCUAUUGAACUCGUGUCAUACUUUAUCAGGUCACUAAUGCAAUUAUUAUCCAUUGCUAACAUCGUCAUUUAUACAUCACUUUAUUAUUUAUUUCCAUCGCCCACCUUUUAAGAGAUCUUUUUACGAUAUGAAUAUAACAAUAUGUAAUUUAACAAU
Messenger RNA from Liolophura sinensis, 3587 nucleotides. RefSeq lists its product as uncharacterized. The coding region runs from base 1 to 3417 and encodes 1138 amino acids. Gene Ontology annotation, cellular component: membrane. Gene Ontology annotation, biological process: transmembrane transport. NCBI's taxonomy places the organism in Eukaryota, Metazoa, Mollusca, Polyplacophora, Chitonida, Chitonidae. Gene Ontology annotation, molecular function: transmembrane transporter activity. The transcript is spliced from 20 exons. The record is from RefSeq and is a predicted model, not a curated record.